CUACCUAUUCUUCUUUGCCUUGCCCAUUUGCCCAUCUGCCCUCUCGCCACUCCCAUCCUCUCUCCUCCUACGCGCUCUGUGCUGGCCGCUUUUUCCCUCCACCCUACGCACCGAGGCUGCUAGGGACACUAUACCGGGAUAUUACGACGACCCCUCCCUUCGUCAGUCGCCAUGGCUGGCCCCGCCUCUCCCAACGAGGGCCCUACGUUCGAACCACCACAACUUCCUCCCGGCUGGAUCGCGCAGUGGGAUGGUGGGAGUAGGAAGUAUUACUAUGUCCAACUAUCCACCGGCGUCUCUCAAUGGGAGACCCCAACUCAAGCUGCGCCGGGGAACACGCCCGCCCAGGCGGCCGAGCACCCGUACGGGAUUCCCGGCCAGCAACAGCUCAUCACGCAUCCCGAUGGCACGCAGACUGUCAAGUACGCCGAUGGCCGCAUGGAACCGGUUCUUACCGGGAAUAGCAGAGGAAUAGAUGGACAGUCCGGUGAAAGAGGACUCGGCAGCUUUGCUACAAACGCAUUACUGAACCAAUUCACCAGCGGACACGGGAAACCACAUGGUAGCAGCGGUGGCAGCGGUAGCAGCUCGGGUGGCCUAGGAGGUCUUGCCGGCCAACUAAUUGGCGGUCUUGGAGGAGGAAGUCAUGGCGGGAGCCACAGCAGCAGUGGCGGUGGUCAUGGAAGUUCGUCUAGUGGAGGUAUACCCGGUCAGCUUGUUGGUCAGCUUGCCUCAAAUCUGUUCUCGUCCGGCGGUCAGAAACCUUCGCAGUCGCAGAAUUACCACAGCGGCCAAUCUCAUCAACCCGCGCAUUCUGGGGGCCUUGCCGGUUCCGUAAUGGGAGGUGUCGCAAGUUUGUUCGGUGGACAUAGCCAGGGUGGUCAAAAUUUUGGCUACUCAAAUUCCGGCCAAACGAGCGGGUAUACUGGUCAAGCUCCUCCAGCCUCCUACCAACCCCAAAGUGCGUCAACAUCAUCCUAUAGCUCGCCUCCGCGUCAACAGCACGGCUCUUCGCCUUCAUACAACUCAUCGGGCGGACAACAUGGGACGCCGCAGUUCCCUCCGCCUCCCGGUCAGCAUGGCACAACCUCGUAUCCUCAGGCUCCCGGCCGAUCAGCGAGUCAUCAGAAUCCCAGCUAUCAUAGCCCCCCUCCCGGCCAGCAGCACCCGAGCCCCCCCUAUGGUAGCGGCCCAACUUCGUCUAACUAUGGGCACAGUCCCGCCCCCCAAGCACAUGGAUAUUCGCAAACGCAAUAUACGCCGCCACAGAGCCAGCCAUCGUACUCGAGCCACCAACAAUACCCGCCUCCGCCUUCUACUUUUAGCAACCCGUCAUAUAACGCUCCGCCGCCGUCGUCGGGUGCCCAUGGCUAUUCGGCCCAACCUUCUUAUGCCAAUUCUGGGCCGCCCGUUCCGCUAGGGACGCACCCCAAUGGCCAAAGCGGCCAGUCUGGGGGUUAUCCCAGUAACUGGUAGUAGUAGGGUAGAUUUGUCACAGCUGUCGUACGGAUUGGCGAAGUUGCGGGGUAUAUAAUAGACCAUGGAGUUUGUUUACCCGUUUUACAGCAUUUGGUCCGAGGCCACUCCGCUGAAACGGUGUUUACUUGGGCACUGGCUUGCCAGGGUCUUUUAUUGAGCAUGAAUCCAUCUAGUGACGACUCGCAGACGACAUUAGGGAAGGCCACGUGCCCGCCGAAGGCCGCCUCGGUGUUUGGGACGCAGAUAACGAGUUAUGAUAGCUAGGAAUAGGGGCGGAGGUCCCAAUUUAGACGUAGGACGUAACAGCCCGAGCGUCCACACUACCUCAGUCGACCUUCUUGUGAGCCGGGUCUACCGCAACUCUACAAAUGAGGGU
Messenger RNA from Durotheca rogersii, 1855 nucleotides. RefSeq lists its product as uncharacterized. Gene Ontology annotation, molecular function: protein binding. The coding region runs from base 172 to 1476 and encodes 434 amino acids. The transcript has 4 exons. The record is from RefSeq and is a predicted model, not a curated record. Lineage: Eukaryota; Fungi; Ascomycota; Sordariomycetes; Xylariales; Xylariaceae.